UACACACACUUCUAAACGCGCGAUUAGUUCUGCACGGGUGCAUUAAAUUGCCCAAUUUCGACCCGGUUUAAGGCUCGACCCCUCAGCCACUGAGGUGAAAGACUAGCGGCUCCCCCCGCCCCCGUUCCAGGAAUGCAAAGUAAAGACUACAACUUCCAGAGUGCACCGCGCAUGGUUUCUUCCCGGCUCCUCCGGCCAAAGCGCGUAAGGGAAGCAGUACCUUCUGGGAGCUGUAGGCAUUUAGUGCCACGAUCGCGGGAGAUUUUGCAGGCCAGUUUUUAAAAAGGUUUGAAUUAAGCGCCACGCUGAAAACAACAACAACAACAAUAAUAAUAAUAUAUUUUUUUUUUGUAAUGAACUCGUCACGUCACGUCUCAACAAUAAACGUCGCACUGUCUGGAGAAAGGGAUGAGUGUGGAGGUGGAGCGGAAGUUUGUGUGUCGCUCUGACACAGAGACCAGACUGAAACAGCUAGGAGCUCAGUUUGUGGGUGAACGCAGUUUUCAGGAUCGCUACUUCGAUACUGGGAAGUUCACUCUCACCCUGUCUGACACCUGGCUGCGCUGCAGAGGGGCAUGCUGGGAGCUGAAAUGCCCGGUCAGAGCGAGGGAGGGAGAGGAAGAGGAGGAAGGGAGAGAGAGAGGAGGAGGACAACGAAAGAUAAAACUGUGUACCCGUUAUAGGGAAAUAACUGAGCUGUCACAGAUUGUGGACAGGGUGAGGCAAGUGGUUCUGAGAGAGAGGAGCGGAGAGGGAGAGAGAGAAAAGGAGAAGGAGAUUGAAAAGGAAGGAGGGAAAGAGGGAGAGCACUCCUGCAAGACUGAAGCAGAGUUCGAAGGACAGAGAGAGAGAAGGGAGGAGAGGGAGAAAGAAGGAGAGAGAGAGGGACAGUGGGAGAGGGAGACAGACAGUGCUUGGCUGGGUGAGUUUGCUCUAGUGCAGUUUGCCUCUUUCACCACUGUGAGGCGCUCUUACAGCCUGCCGGGAGGGGUGCGGGCCGACCUGGACUUGGUCGACUUCGGGUUCGCAGUGGGAGAACUGGAAGUGCUGGUGGAGAACCCGGAGCAGAUCCCAGCAGCGGCCGAGAAGAUCGAAGAACUGGUGGAGAAACUGGGUCUCAGCGAGGCCUGUAAGAAUCGGGUCCCUGGUAAAAUGGACGCCUACCUGAAGCAGUUUCACCCAGAGCACUAUGGGAGAUUACUGAGCGCUCACAAGCUGCACCCCUGAAACAGAGACUGCACCCCGAUCUCUCUGCGAUAUCAUUUUGUAGUUUCUUUGAUUACAUGAUGUUAAAUAAAAUAUCUACUAAAUUA
Polyodon spathula (Mississippi paddlefish) is the source of this 1313-nucleotide messenger RNA. RefSeq names its product thiamine triphosphatase (gene thtpa). Bases 409 to 1227 code for a protein of 272 amino acids. Gene Ontology annotation, biological process: thiamine metabolic process; thiamine diphosphate metabolic process; dephosphorylation. The record is from RefSeq and is a predicted model, not a curated record. The transcript has 4 exons. Gene Ontology annotation, molecular function: magnesium ion binding; thiamine triphosphate phosphatase activity. Lineage: Eukaryota; Metazoa; Chordata; Actinopteri; Acipenseriformes; Polyodontidae.